GUAAAAAAGACAGAACUCGAAGUGGCGGGAGAGAGAGAUACAAGUGUCGGACAGGACCAAGAAACCCGAAAAAAUCAACAAACAUCUUAAAUAACGCCAAAAACAGACCAAAUGGCUUGCAAGAGAGCAUAUAUAGAGCAUUUGGCAGUGUGUGAGGAGACGGGGCUGUCCUGGGAUGAAAGAUCCACCAAAAUAGUGCUAUCUGAAGACACAUCUUACAGCACUGCCCUUAUGAAGCUCAGCACUAAGAUAGACUCCUACCUCCUCCUCCUGGAAAGACACGUGGCUCUCGAGGGCUUCACCAUUGAUCUAGUGGAGGUCAAGGAGGAGGAGGAGGAGGAGGAGGAAGGGGUGUUAGGGUUCAUACAGGGAAGAUUAAUGGGGAAAAAGAAGAAGGAUUGGAAGAGCAGGGCGGAGCAGGUUCUGGUGGCGGCGUGGCAGGCGUGCGAGGGCAAAGGUUACGGCGGUGUCCAUGUGCUUGAUAAGGUCACUUACGAGGUCAUGCCGUUCAUCUGUGAUAAGAAUAGAUACAGCGUAGGCCAGUAUGGGGAGGCGUUGCUGUAUGGUCUUCGCGCUUACUUCAUGUUCAACCGCUGCCACACACUGUUCCAGCCUGACGCAGUGGGACUGUGGGGUGGCGGUGGUGGCGACUGUGUGGAGCCCGUCACUGAGUGCUACCUGGUGCUGGCCUGGCGUAUCGGACAGCAGCAUGAGGUUACUGGCAUGACAAGAACCCUGCUGCCCACCACCACCACCACCACCGCCACUGCUGCUGCCGCUAAGAAACAAGGGCGCAAGAGAGGCACGGGCGCACAAAAUAUAGAUGAAGAGCCUCACACCCCAGCAAGGAAGAAGGCAAAGGUCACUGCUCAAGCGCCCCCAGCCACCACCUUCCAGGCCGCCCCAGUCAAGGCAGAGAGACAGGAGGUAACUUUGAGCCCUAAAGAGAAGAAGGACAAAAUUCCUGAUGUGUGGUAUAGCCCUGACAUUGUAAACAGGCCUGGACCAAGCAACCCCAGAUACUCGCCACAGAAGAAGAGCAACCACAGCUCACCACCACCACCACCACCACCACAGCCACAGCCACAGCCAGUCAGAAAGAAGGUGGUGCCACAGAAAUCGACCAAUGAGAGAGCAGUGCCACAGCAACCAACCAAUGAGGAGACAGAUGAAGUUGGUGACCUUGCUAAUGUGACCUUUGGCUUUGAAAAGGCCACCCCAAGAGGCCAGGGGAAGAGGGCCAGCCAAGCCACGUCCCGGAAGAGUGUCCUGGCAAAGCUGUGGUCUGAGGAAGAACAGGAAGACUUAAUGCAUUUCUUUGACACUCUCAACCCAAGCCAGAGUGAGCAGACCUGUGUGGCGCUUACCUGCAAAUAUGCCACAAUGCGCUUCGGCCGAGAGCUCUCCUCCAAACAACUCUACCAGAUGGUGCAGCAGAAGGACCGUCCUACCUUCGAACCCCAGGACUCCUACACCCUGCCGGGGGGAACAGAGGCCGCCCGUGCCACUGCUGUCAAACUCUUCCACUCCCUCAAUGCGGAAGUCUCAGAGAGCAAACGGGUCGCCUUCACCUGUCGCUUCAUGGAGACACAGUAUGGGGUCAAAAUUCAGUCCAAGGAGUUAUUUAGCAUUCUGAGUGGGAAGAAGAGAAGAGGUAGGGGUGGCAGGGUGUAGGAAGGGUAGCAGGGUGUUUAGAAGGACUGUGAUGGUGUAGCAGGGUGUAGAAAAUGAUGUGGCAGGGUGUAGGUAGGGAGAGGUGGGUGUGGCAGAGUGUAGGAUGGGUAGCAGGGUGUUUAGAAAGGGCUGUGAUGGUGUAGCAGGGUGUAGGGAGAGAGAGGUAGGGGUGGUAAGGUGUACAGAAAGGGAGGGAGGGGUGGCAGGGUGUAACGGCAUAGAAAAUGAGGUAUCAGGAUGUAGCAGUGUGUAGUAAGGGUGGCAGGGUGUUUAGAAGGACUGUGAGGGUCUGGCAGGUUAUAGAAAGAGUGUUAGGGUGUGUAGGGUGAGCUCUGAGGCUCUGGCAGGGUGUGUACGGUAAGCUGUGAGGGUCUGGUAGGGGUGUAUGAAGGGGAGGGAGGGCUGGCAGGGUGUAAAAGGGGUGUAAAGGUGUGUAGGGUGAGCUCUGAGGAUCUGGUAAGGGCUAGAAAGUGGCAGGGAGGGAUGGCAGGGUGUAGAGAGGUGCUGGCAGAGGAUAGGGAGGGCUGGCAGGGUGUAGGAAGAGCUGUGAAGAGGUAACGAGACUGGCAGGGUGUAGGAAAGAGGAGAGGCAAGGAAGAUGAAGAAAGAAGAUUGAGAGAGCAAGGAAGAGGAACAGGAAAAGAAAGAGAGAGAGAGAAAGAAAGAGAGAGAUAAGUUUUUUUUCUCUCUUCUUUUUAUUAUUUACUGCAGUUUGUGUUUAAAAGCUUCAGUUUCUCAUUAUCUUGCUUCUGUUUUUAGUUUUCGAGUUGAGACAGGUUUGCCUUCAACUAUAUUGUUCCCAUUAACCUCUAUAUUUUAUCCAAGUUUGCUCUUUUUUAAGUUUUUACUCUUCAUUUCAAAGUUAUUUUCUUCUCUGACUUGUGAAUUAUAACCCCUUCAGUGCUGGGACACAUUUUUACCUUGAGUUUCUGUACAAUUAGACCAUUUUAUUGACAUCAGGAAGGGUUUGUGGAGGUCAGAAGAUUAAUGGCCACAGUCUUCACUAUUUCAAUCCCAUUUUUACCGUGAGAUUUGUGUACAGUUAGACCAUUUUAUUGACAUCAGGAAGGGUCUAUGGAGGUCAGAAGAUUAAUGGCCACAGUCUUCACUAUUUU
Messenger RNA from Portunus trituberculatus (swimming crab), 2789 nucleotides. RefSeq lists its product as uncharacterized. The record is from RefSeq and is a predicted model, not a curated record. The transcript is spliced from 7 exons. The coding region runs from base 112 to 1674 and encodes 520 amino acids. Lineage: Eukaryota; Metazoa; Arthropoda; Malacostraca; Decapoda; Portunidae.